Molecule: messenger RNA, 564 nt
Organism: Trypanosoma conorhini
Lineage: Eukaryota; Euglenozoa; Kinetoplastea; Trypanosomatida; Trypanosomatidae
Exons: 1
Coding region: 1-564 (187 amino acids)
Source: RefSeq, a predicted model, not a curated record
AUGACGGGCACCGCAGGUGCGGGGCAAGACGAGGACGACGACUGCCAGUUCGAGUACUUGGCGCCGUCGAAGGCCCAGGCAAAAAAGGGUGCGGGCGGCGACGCCCGGCGGUCGGGCAAGACGGUGUACGAGGAGGAGCGGGAUGCGCGCGUGAGGGCCAUUGUGCGUCAGCAGGGUCUGACGCUGCCGCCCCCGUCGGGGCAGGCGCGGGAGGCCUCGCCGCGGGCCACGGAGGCGGACGUGGAGGAUGAGGACGCCGCCGCGCAACGACGGGACACGGAGGGGCGGCAGGGCAGCAAGCCGGCGCUUAACCCCACGGAGGAGGCGCAGCGGCUUAAGAAUCAGCGCUACGCCAUUUACCGUCGCAACCGGUACUUGAAUCAGAACGCCCUGAAGGAGGUCGACCCUGGCACGAAGCGCUACAUGCAGAUUGUGUACACCCCCAGCAACCCGGCGGCGAGGCAGUAUCCUACGAUGCGACGCGGCGGCCACACCGGACCUUCGACAGGCGGAAGACAGUUUACGCCGCGAGGUCAAUCCGGGUUUAAGAGGCCGCGGGACUGA